AUGGAGGUAGCUACGGACCAGCCACGCUGGAUGGCCCAUCACGCCGUGCUGAAUGGGCAGCACCCGGAGAGUCACCACCCGGGACUGGCUCACAACUAUAUGGAACCGGCGCAGCUCCUACCUCCGGACGAAGUGGACGUCUUUUUUAACCACCUGGACUCCCAGGGCAACCCGUAUUACGCCAACUCGGCCCACGCGAGAGCCAGAGUUUCCUACAGCCAGGCGCACGGUAAAUUUCGCCUCCCCCCCCGUCUGACCGGCGGCCAAAUGUGCCGGCCUCACUUGCUCCACAGCCCCGGCCUGCCUUGGCUGGACAGCGGCAAAGCGGCGCUCUCGGCGGCUCACCACCACCACAACCCCUGGACGGUGAACCCCUUCACCAAGGGGCCCUUGCACCCUUCGGCGGCCGGCGCGCCGCCCGGCGCCCUCUCGGUCUACCCGGGCGGCGGCGGCGGCGGCGGCUCCGCCUCGAGCGCCGCCUCGGCCUCCUCGCUCACGCCGGCCUCGCACUCGGCCUCGCACCUCUUCGGCUUCCCGCCGACGCCGCCCAAGGAAGUCUCGCCGGACCCCAACGCGGGCAGCAGCGCCGCCUCGCCGGCCUCGGCUUCGGCCGGCGGCAGCAGGCAGGACGACAAGGAGCCCCUGAAGUACCAGGUGGCCCUGGCGGACGGCAUGAAGAUGGAGAGCGCCAGCCCGCUGCGCAGCAGCCUGGCCGCCUCCAUGGGCGCGCAGCCCUCCACGCACCACCCGAUCCCCACCUACCCUUCCUACGUGCCCGCCGCCCACGACUACGGCGGCAGCCUCUUCCACCCGGGCAGCUUCCUCGGGGGGCCCGCCUCGAGCUUCACCCCAAAGCAGAGGAGCAAAGCCAGGUCCUGCUCAGAAGGCAGAGAGUGUGUCAACUGUGGAGCUACUGCCACCCCUCUCUGGAGAAGAGACGGUACCGGGCAUUACCUGUGUAACGCCUGCGGGCUGUACCACAAAAUGAACGGUCAAAACCGACCUCUCAUUAAACCUAAGCGGAGACUGUCAGCAGCUAGGAGAGCAGGAACCUGCUGCGCUAACUGCCAAACCACCACCACCACUUUAUGGCGACGUAAUGCCAAUGGGGAUCCAGUUUGUAAUGCCUGUGGACUGUAUUACAAAUUGCACAAUGUGAACAGGCCCCUGACCAUGAAGAAGGAAGGGAUUCAGACCAGAAAUAGGAAAAUGUCCAACAAAUCCAAGAAGAGCAAGAAAGGCUCUGAAUGUUUUGAGGAACUGUCUAAAUGCAUGCAGGAGAAGUCCUCACCUUUCAGUGCUGCUGCCCUGGCUGGUCACAUGACGCCCAUGGGCCACUUGCCACCCUUCAGCCACUCUGGACAUAUGCUCCCAACUCCCACCCCCAUUCACCCAUCUUCCAGCAUCUCAUUUGGGCAUCCACAUCCAUCCAGCAUGGUCACAGCUAUGGGAUAG
Protobothrops mucrosquamatus (brown spotted pit viper) is the source of this 1455-nucleotide messenger RNA. It is a transcript of the gene GATA2, whose product is annotated as GATA binding protein 2. Gene Ontology annotation, cellular component: nucleus. NCBI's taxonomy places the organism in Eukaryota, Metazoa, Chordata, Lepidosauria, Squamata, Viperidae. Gene Ontology annotation, molecular function: DNA-binding transcription factor activity, RNA polymerase II-specific; RNA polymerase II cis-regulatory region sequence-specific DNA binding; zinc ion binding. Gene Ontology annotation, biological process: negative regulation of transcription by RNA polymerase II; positive regulation of transcription by RNA polymerase II; positive regulation of miRNA transcription. The transcript is spliced from 5 exons. The coding region runs from base 1 to 1455 and encodes 484 amino acids. The record is from RefSeq and is a predicted model, not a curated record.